Molecule: messenger RNA, 942 nt
Organism: Pseudomassariella vexata
Lineage: Eukaryota; Fungi; Ascomycota; Sordariomycetes; Amphisphaeriales; Pseudomassariaceae
Product: PLC-like phosphodiesterase
Exons: 1
Coding region: 1-942 (313 amino acids)
Biological process (GO): lipid metabolic process
Molecular function (GO): phosphoric diester hydrolase activity
Source: RefSeq, a predicted model, not a curated record
AUGAUGUUCUCGCUCCCCUCCCUGGCGCUCGCCAUCUUCUCGGCUGCCACCUACGCAUCCGCGCAAUCUGACAUCCCCCUUUCCAACUCAUUGCAAAAGAUCCUCUCCCAGUCCGACAAGGGCAUGUACACCUACCCCACCUCCCUAACCCAGGGCAUCAUCCCCAAGCCCUUCCACAGCCAUAACGACUACUGGCGUCCCGUCCCCUUUUAUUCCGCUCUAUCGCACGGCGCUAUCAGCAUCGAGGCUGACGUAUGGCUGUAUAAUGAUACCUUGCACGUCGGACACGAGGAAAGCGCGUUGACGGCAAACCGUACGUUGAAGAGUCUGUACAUCGAUCCUCUAUUGUCGGUCCUACGCGCGCAGAACCCGGAUAGCGAAUUUAUUACCGAUGGGAAGCCGACCAGGAAUGGGGUGUUUGAUACCAAUAGCGGGCAGACGACGUUCCUGUUCAUCGACGUCAAGACCGAGGGUGCCGAGACAUUUUCCUAUGUCAUCAAAGCGCUGCAACCGUUGCGCGACGCGGGGUAUUUGACCGUUUUCAACGGAUCGACCGUCAUUCCUGGACCGGUUACUGUUAUCGGGACGGGGAACACGCCGCUGAACCAAAUCCAGGGUGUAGCACCUAGGGAUUACUUUUUUGAUGCGCAGUUAUCGACGCUGAGGACGGCGCAGAAGAAUAUUACCGCGGAGGUCAGUCCCAUUGCGAGUACGGACUUCUCGGGCAAGAUUGGGGAGGUCAAGGGAGGGGCUUUAAGUGAGGAGCAGUUAGAGGUUUUGAGGGGGCAGAUCGAGGAGGCGCAUGCGAAGGGGAUUAUGGUUAGGUAUUGGGAUUUGCCUGGGUGGCCGGUAAGGACAAGGGAUGUGGUGUGGAGGACAUUGUGGGACGAGGGGGUUGAUCUGUUAAAUGUGGAUGAUUUGGAAGCUGUGGCUAAUUUUUGA